Mangifera indica (mango) is the source of this 1394-nucleotide messenger RNA. RefSeq names its product probable isoaspartyl peptidase/L-asparaginase 2. The record is from RefSeq and is a predicted model, not a curated record. NCBI's taxonomy places the organism in Eukaryota, Viridiplantae, Streptophyta, Magnoliopsida, Sapindales, Anacardiaceae. Gene Ontology annotation, molecular function: hydrolase activity. The transcript is spliced from 4 exons. The coding region runs from base 57 to 1043 and encodes 328 amino acids.
ACAAUGCAGCUUCUAAAUGCAAUAGACGAGAGAGCGAGAGAGGAGUAUAGAUAAAAAUGGGAGGGUGGGCUAUAGCCGUGCAUGGAGGAGCUGGUGUAGACCCGAAUCUCCCUCCUGAGCGGCAAGAACAAGCCAAACAACUCCUCAAUCGCUGCCUAAAUCUGGGCAUCUCUGCUCUUCGCUCCAAUUUCUCUGCCAUUGAUGUCGUUGAACUUGUGGUGAGAGAGUUGGAAACUGAUCCUCUGUUCAAUUCUGGCCGUGGAUCAGCUCUCACGACAAAAGGCACGGUGGAGAUGGAGGCCAGCAUUAUGGAUGGGCCUAAGAGAAGAUGCGGUGCCGUAUCGGGAUUAACAACUGUCAAGAACCCGAUUUCUCUUGCUCGUCUCGUCAUGGAAAAAUCGCCCCAUUCGUAUAUUGCCUUUUCUGGUGCCGAGGAGUUCGCAAAAGAACAGGGCGUUGAAUUGGUGGAGAACGAAUACUUCGUAACAGAGGAAAACUUGGGAAUGCUAAAAUUAGCUAAGGAAGCCAACACCAUCUUGUUUGAUUAUAGAAUCCCAACAGUGGGACUGGAAAGCUGCAGUGUGGGCGCAGCAGCCAUGGAUAACCCCUUGCUAAUGAACGGGCUCCCAAUUAGAGUAUACGCACCGGAAACAGUUGGCUGCGUGGUGGUGGACCGGGAAGGACGAUGCGCUGCAGCCACGUCAACUGGCGGGUUGAUGAAUAAAAUGAGUGGGAGAAUCGGUGACUCACCACUCAUUGGUGCUGGGACGUAUGCAUGUGAGUUGUGUGGAGUGUCAUGCACUGGAGAAGGGGAGGCCAUCAUACGUGGGACCCUGGCUCGUGACGUGGCGGCCGUGAUGGAAUAUAAAGGUCUGGAGCUGCAAGAGGCGGUGGAUUUUGUGAUAAAAGAAAGGCUUGAUGAAGGAAAAGCUGGAUUGAUUGCGGUGUCUAAUAAAGGUGAAGUUGCAUUUGGGUUUAACUGCAAUGGAAUGUUCAGAGGCUGUGCAACUGAGGAUGGAUUCAUGGAGGUUGCUAUAUGGUAGUUUACUCAACACUUCUACUGUAUCUUUACCUUUGGUGUACCUCUGGUGUGGUCAUAUAUCAUGCGGCUCUAUGCAAUUUUCGCUGAUAAAAAUGGACUAUUUGGUAUCAACCAUACUGUAAUAGUUCAUUUUAAAGGUGUUAAUAAUGCUCAGUCUUAAUUUUCUUCUACUCAUUUUGAUUGCGGCUAGUGUUGAUGAAAAUUCGGCUCCUUCUCUACGAAUCAAAUUCCUAUACGGCUCCUUCUUGCAGAAUAUUCCAAAGUAAAUGGAAUCUUUCAACUAUUAAAAAAAGAAUGGAAUUUCUAUUUUAGAAUGAGACAGCCAUAUAAUACCAUAUUUGUUUCCAUUUCA